Molecule: messenger RNA, 2022 nt
Organism: Callithrix jacchus (white-tufted-ear marmoset)
Lineage: Eukaryota; Metazoa; Chordata; Mammalia; Primates; Cebidae
Gene: FAM246C
Product: family with sequence similarity 246 member C
Source: RefSeq, a predicted model, not a curated record
UGCCAUUGCAUUCCAGUCUGGGUAACACCAGUGAAACUCCGUCUCAAAAAAACAACAAAAACCCAGCAUAAGAUGGGCAGGGGUUUCCAGAGGCCCUAGGCUGGCGCCUUGGAGAAUAAGGGAGACCCUGAAGAGCUUGCAUGGAGGAGGCAGCAGCUUGGGGCUGGAGAUGCCACUAGGAUGGAUUCCUUCAGCUGUGUGGACUGGGGACAGAGUGAGGAGAUAAUAGCCUAGACAACAUGGAAGGAGGUGGCCCUGAGCCAUUGAGGAGGGCUGUGGAGCCCAUGACCACCCCUGGCCUUCCCAUAACUAUGAUGGAGACAGUAGUUUCCAGUGGAAAAUGUCAGCUCAGUUCUUGACUUGGGUCUGUGGGGGCUGGUCCCUGGGCUUCGGCUGGCGAUGCUCUAUGUCACCUCUGCCAGAAACUGGGCCAUGCCCUUUGUGGGUACCUGCCCACAACGUCUUCAGUCCCCCAGGGUCCCCUGGGAGCCGGACCGCUGAGAUCAGCCCUGCCCGGGUUCCCUGCGCCCGAGGCCGGAUCUCCAGGGCUUUGGUUGUUCCCACAGCUGUCCCGGGGGCCCCCUCCACGGUGCGUCGCCCGGGCCCCAGCGGUCGCUAGGCUGCAGCCUCGGGCUCCUGGCACUGGCGGCGGUGGAGGCGGCAGUGUGGAUGGCGGAGCCUGGCUGCGCGUGGACCCAGGCGCGUAGUGGGUACAGAGUCAGCGAAGCUCUGCGGCGCGGCACUGGCCGCCGGCGGGACCCGGGGUCACAGCCCAAUGGGCCGGGCCAGGAAGAAGCCCGCGCCCCGGGCCGCCUGGCUCGCCUGCGGGGCCAGCUCCGGGCGGAGGCGGCGGCGCGAUCCGAGAUGCCGCGUCUACUGAAGCUGGUGGAGCGCACCGGGGCCCGGGCGGCAGGCGCGGGCGAGAGGACCGGUACGCAGAGCCGCGGCUCCGUAUGCUCAGUGUGUGGGGAGCCGCGCGGCGGGGCCACCUACCCGGCGGGUGUCCUGGAGGUGAGCGAGCGGCGGCUGCAGGAGGGCCUGGCGGCGGUGCGCACGGAACUGGGCGCCGGGAUCCAGGCACUGCGCGCGGAGCUUCGAGCUGAGCUGGACGCCCUGCGCUCACUGCUACCUCCGCCACCGCCACCGCCGCCUGCCCGACGCGAGCGCCGCGCUGCGCCCCGAGGCCCCACCCUGCUGCAGACGCUUGGCACCGUGAGCACCCUGGUCGCCACCUCCAGGCCCACCGACGACGCCCUGGACGGCCCAGCAGACAGCGGAGCGCACAGAGCCCCGGCCCAGAACCACAAGAAGAUGCUGGUGCCGCCUGGGGCCCCGCAAGGUGGCGGGGACUGAGGGCGGCCUAGGGAAGGAUCUCAGUGAGGAGGCAGGGUCUCCAGGCACUGGAACAGUAUCACCCACACAUAAGGCCACAGACCCCAGGGACACAGGGUGGCUCAGACAUGCAGCUGGUGAUGUCCCUCAAGAUGGUAACCACAUUCCACCAACUGCACAGCAGCCUCCGGUCAGCCUCACUCUGACAGCAGCCCCCCUCUCACUGGAGAGCGUCACCUGGACACAGAGCCUUACCUAGUCCAUGUCCCGUGGACCCAGCUUUGCUUUGGACAGUGACACCAAGAAUACUCACCCCUUUACUUAGACCCACAGGCAGCCACCUGGACACAAGCACCUCUCCAGAGUCACCCUCUAUGCAGACUCCACAGCCAAACUCCCAGGGAGGCUCUGGGCCAUAGUACACCAGGCAGCCCUCCACAGUGCCCAGCACCCACCCAGCUAGGAUAGCCUGCAGCGGAACCUGGAACCAGCGGCUUCUCAUCUCUUGGCCUUGGGAAAUGUAGCCUCCCCUGGAGCCUCGGUCCCUGCAGCAGCCCCUUCUACCCACCACCCCUGCUCUUCCCCCUCCCUAGCAACCCUAGCAUUGGGCUCUGAUGGGCUUGGGGCUCAGCUUGUGGUUCUGUCAACCGUGGGUGACCCUCCAUGUGAAAUAAACAAUGUACAGGAUAA